This is a messenger RNA of Striga asiatica, 351 nucleotides long. NCBI's taxonomy places the organism in Eukaryota, Viridiplantae, Streptophyta, Magnoliopsida, Lamiales, Orobanchaceae. The record is from the annotation of a GenBank genome assembly.
AUGCCCCGAAAUCAACAUGGAAGCCCCUGGAAUGGGCGGAGACCGGUAAAAUCGCGAGCCAAAUUUCGAGAUUCUCGUGAUGGAUACCUGGCGGCGAGCUUAGACUCGGAGAUUGCGUGGAGGUCGGAGGCGGAGGCGACGAAGAAGACGACUAUCGAGAGUACGAGACGAGGGUCUGUUCUGCUUCUAUCUUAUUUACUAUGUACUGAUACUUUGGGAAUUCCUCUGCCAUGGGAAUUAUUGCAACCAGUUUUGAGGAUUUUGGGAAUGCUGAUGAUAUGUCGGAUGCAGCAUCCGGGCCGUUCACCGAAUUUUGUGGUACAGCGGGAGAAGACAGAAGACAGAAAUUAG